AUGUAAAUAAUAAUAAUAUUUAUAACAAAAGAAUAAAUACAAUAAUUAUAAGCGACAUACAGUGUUAUUUUCCAAAAAGAUAAACCUUACUAUAUCACUGCAUAUAAUAACAUAGGUAUUACACAACUGUGAGUCAUAUAAGGUCCAUAAUAAUAAUAUACAUAGUAUAUUCUAUUACUAUUAAAAUUUAUACAUAUAUUCUAUAUACGAUGUACUUGAUCAUAUUCUCGAAUAUCAGACCUCGAAAGCCUCAGACAAGCAGCAGGAAAGUAAUAGUGUAAAUCUGAGAUUAAUAUCUAAUAGGUGGUUUUAUUCUCCAGCACUUAUAAGCGUAGAGAAGAAUCCUCCAGAUCUGGAUCCAUCGCCGGCAUCACCCAAAGGCUUGUGACACAUUUAUUUUAUAAUACAUAAUUACCUAUUACUUUUAACCUAAUAACUUAAAAUAUUAAAUUUCUUUUCUUUAUAUUUUCACGUUAUUAUAAUUAAAAAGGUCAUCAAUGCUAUCUUCAUACUCUAGAUAUUAGAUACCUAAUGUUAAAUUACUUUCUAUAGUUAUUAUGGCUAAGGAAUUUAAUCUUUCUUGCUACAUAGUUGAUUGUAAAUAAUUGUUCAUUAUUUAUAAAACAGAAAAUGUACAUUCGGCGGUACAGUUAGUACUUAGUAACUUUAACUGGUGUUAAACAAAUAUUCGAAGUGUAAUUUCAAUAAUAGUAUACAAAAUACCUAUAAAAAAAAAUGUAUAGUGUAUUGUAUAAUUGUAUCUAUAAUUUAUAAUAAAUUUGAUAAGCAAUAAACUAUUAUAAAAUACAAUCGUCGUCGUCAUCGACAAGUUACUGGAAAAAAAUAAAAAUAUUACUUUACUAAAAAUAAAUAAACACAAACUCCAAAUACACCGUUUGAAAUGUUGAAACGGUAAAACAAAUAAAAAAUUAUGUAAAUAUAUUACAUAUAAAAAUAAAAUAAAUAUUUUACACAAUUUUGGGCAAUUUUGGUACAUUUGGUUGAGGCCGUUGAGGGCAACUGGUAUAUUUCGUUCUAGGUUAGUUGGGGGGGGGGGGGAUUUGUCUAAAAAAGUACUUUUGAGGGCAAUUGGUAUACGCCCUCAAUCGUAAUAGUCAAAAGGGUGUAAAAAAAAGUUAUCGGCGAUAAUGACUAGGGCUAGGAUUUCUAUGCAGUAAAAAAUUGUAAAAUAUGCAUUUUAUUUACAAAAAUAUGCAAAAACAUUUUUUUUUAAAUUUUAGUUAAUAUUAUUACAUGCUAUUUUUAAAUUUUAAAAAGGGAACGACCGGCGAUUAAAUCGAAGAUUUAUAUUGGCUGAAACUAUUUUCCACACCACACAAUGUUUUUGGAGCAUAUUUAAAUUACAUAAUUUGUCCUGGAUUUAAAGUAAUAUUUACAUCUUUUUAUUCCGUUUUAGAAUCACCGUUUAUAAUGUUAAACAUUUUUGAAAUAUUUUGAAUCCCCUAUUCUUCUUUAGUAUUAAGUUAAUUUUAGUUUAAAAUUUAAAUAGGUAGUAUAUUUACAACAAUUCGACAAAUAAACCAAUAAUUAUAGACAUUUAUUAAAUAAAUACAAUUUAAAAUUAUCAAGAUUGUCAACAAUUUAUAUAUAUGCAAUAAUAUGCAUUAUGUUCAAAAUAUACAAAAAAAAAAUUUUACUAUUUAAUCAAAAAUAAGCCAAAUUGUGGACAUAUCUGACAAUCAAUUUGGACUUAAGGAAAAAAACAUUGCAAAUGCAUAGAAAUCCUAGCCCUAAUAAUGACCGUUCUCAAUCGUAUUUCUAUUUUCUACCUAAUUUGUCGAUCCCACGAAGUAUAAACUAAAUCAUAAACGUCGAGCUGUUUGGAUUUAAUAGUUGGUUUCCUACACAGUUGACCUCUUAUAAUUUGGUCUGUCCCAUUGUACUAAAAUCCCGUGUACGCCACUGGAACAGAAUAAAUAAUUAGAUUUGAUAAAAACAUUCAACUAAAUUUAGAGGAAUAGUGGAUAAUUAAAACUACACCUAGUUUAAAAAUAAUAUCAAUGGAACAUUAUUGUCUGUUCGGCGAGAAGCAUCAGUCUAUAUAGCCCCACCAUAAAUUUAGAAAUAAAACAGAAGACGUUCUUUAUGAGUAUUUUUUUUCUUUUCCGUAUGUGUGUAUAAUAAUACUUUAAAAAAACAAUAUUGGUCGGUUAAUUUAGUUAAUUUUAGCCGCCGGUAGAUGUAUAAUACGUAUACCUAUCUACGUGAAGAAUCGUGCUUGGCCAUCGUCCAUUUAUUUCAUCGUACAAUAUAAUCACAGGCGACGAUCUAUUUUGAUAUCGAUAGUCCUGAUGAUUCGUAUGGCUUUAAAUACAUUACACAAAACUGAGACUUUGCCAUUUCGUGUGACAAUUUAUUACUCGGGAUAUAUAAUCAACGAGCAAUUUCAGUAUCCGUUCAUGCCGUUAAUAGACAGGUAUACCUACGUUCUAAGUCACUAUAAGGUGUAGACUAUAGAUAUACUUACUUGAAUACGACUGCGGCAGAGAUAUCUUGUUUUAUUUAUUGGUAUAUCGUCCAUGUAUAGUGCAACGUAACGUUUACCAGUAUUCAAAGUUAUAAAGUAACAAAUUGGAUUGUUUUUAUAGCGCUGCGAUUAGUAAACAAACAACACACACUUCAGCGCCGCCCACACGGUAUAAUAGGUAUGGAUAUGGACGCUAUCAACGAUUGUGUAAAGAAUUAUCUGUCCCAAAGAGGCGCAAAAAGCUAUGGUGGAUGGACGAUCUGCGCUGGGUCCGCAACAGUGGCCGGUCGCGGUAUCGUGGCUACCCGCGACUACAACGCGGGUGACGUGAUAUUCGUGGACGUGCCGCUGAUCGUUUCGCCAAGAACGAUGAGCCCGGAUGGCGCAGGAAGUCCGGUGUGUCCAGUGUGUUAUGCGGUAGUAACGAAGCCGACAGGAUGUCCGGGUGGUUGCCAGUGGCCGGUGUGUGGUAGUAAGUGUGCCAACCGACCCGAACACCGAGACGAAUGCCGGUACGUUUGCCAGCUGCGCCCGAAAACCAAGAGCGAUGGACAGACGUGGUCGGUGGGCAUUUACAAUGCAAUAACAGCCGUCCGGGGCUUGUCGAUCAAACACGGCGAGUAUGAGUACUUCCUGGACGCAUUGCAAAAGAAAUUGACAGAAAAACUCACGUUUGAGGUAGAAGAAUUGAAAAGAAACAUAAGUAUGGAAUUACACAAGGAGGAUGAACAAAUAAUGAUAACUACUUGUAAAAUAAUGGAUGCUAAUUGUUUUGAAACAAUUUUAAAUCGUGAAAAUAAAUUAAUAAGUUUAAAAGGCCUGUAUCCUGUAGCAUCAUUUAUGAACCAUUGCUGUGUUCCUAACACAAUGCACAAUUUUGAUGAAAAACUUCAAAUGAUUGUAAAAGCUUCCUUACCGAUAUAUAAAGGACAGGAAAUUACUACAAGUUACACAAAUUUAAUUUGGCCAACUUCAUUACGACAUCAUCAUUUGUUAACUUCAAAACAAUUUAUUUGCACUUGUAGUCGAUGUUGUGACACAGAAGAAUUUGGAGCUGACUUAGCAUCGCUGAAUUGCAUAGUUAAAAAUUGUGAUGGGCGCAUUUUACCAAUAAAUCCAUUAAACAAAAUGUCGAUUUGGCAAUGCAAGAUUUGCACAAAAUUAGUAACAAGCACUGAAAUGACAUGUUUCUACAAAGAUAUCGAGAUUUUUAUGAAGAGCAUAAAUGUGUUUUGUCCAAAAAGCUUUGAAGCAAUUUUGAAGUCAAUGAAUAUUCAUAAAGAUAGUCCAUUUGUAGUUGAUUUAAGAUUAAAAUUUAUAUGGAAAUCGAAAAACAAUAGUUUAAAUCUUGAACAAUUGCUCUACAAAGAAAAAUUGUGUAUAGAAAUAUUGGACUUAGUUCAAAAACUAAGAUUAGGCCAAUGUCGAUUAUUAGGUUUAAUAUCUCUAGAACUUCAGAAAGUUAUUAAAGAAAAAGUCGAUCGUUUCAGAAAGAAGUGGAACACAAUAACAUUGAAUGUCUUCGAAGAACAAAUAAGUAAACUUAAAGAAAUAUAUUCUAGUAUUCUAGAUGAAGAUGCAAACUUAAACAUCAAUAAUAUCCAAUAACUUUUCUAUUCAAAUAAAGGUACCUACCAAACGAUGGAAGUCUGCACCAACGAGAACGGAAACUGUGCGGUUGCAAGUGAAGAUUUAUCGUGGGCGUUACAAAUUGGC
Messenger RNA from Rhopalosiphum padi (bird cherry-oat aphid), 4204 nucleotides. RefSeq names its product SET domain-containing protein SmydA-8-like. Gene Ontology annotation, molecular function: protein binding. The coding region runs from base 2669 to 4096 and encodes 475 amino acids. Lineage: Eukaryota; Metazoa; Arthropoda; Insecta; Hemiptera; Aphididae. The transcript is spliced from 9 exons. The record is from RefSeq and is a predicted model, not a curated record.